AUGGCUCCCGUCCCCGUCCAGGUCGCCGACUCGGCCGUUUCGAGCCCCUUCCCCCAGAGCCCCAAGACCACCGGCCCCCCCGUCGACCAGACCAACUUUCUGAGCGACCGCGCGCGUACCACCGAAAUCGACGGCAUUCGUGGUCUCCUCCCUCUCGAGACCCCCGAUGUCGUCUCCUUCCUCGCCGGCAAGCCCAACCCGGCCACCUUCCCCUUUGGCUCCAUUACCCUCAACCUCAAGCCGUCCAUCUCUGGCCGCCCUGCCGAGUCUAUCACUCUGGACGGCGCGGACCUCGACCACGCGCUGCAGUAUGGCCCCUCGGCUGGUCUGACCAGCCUCCGCAACUGGCUCACCGCGCUGCAGGAGCGUGUCCACAAGCGCACGCCUGGAAACUGGACCGUGUCCCUGGGUUCUGGUUCGCAGGACCUCAUGACCAAGUGCUUCUCGGCCGUCCUCAACCCCGGAGACCCGAUCCUCGUCGAGACCCCCGUGUACUCGGGUGUUCUCCCGGCUCUGCGCCUUCUGAAUGCGGACAUGAUUGAGGUCGAUGUCGACGACCAGGGUCUGUCUGCCACCCGCCUCGCUGAGAUUCUCGACAGCUGGCCCGCCGACAAGAAGAAGCCCCGUGUCAUCUACUCGACCCCCGUCGGCUGCAACCCUUCGGGCUGCUCGGCUAGCCCUCAGCGCAAGCUCGAUGUGCUCCAGGUCAUGCAGAAGCACAACCUCCUCAUGAUGGAGGACGACCCUUACUACUACCUCACCACGCCCCUCAUCCCCUCGUACUUUGAGCUCGAGACCCAGGUCUUCCCCAACGCCGGCCACGUCGUUCGCUUCGACUCGUUCUCCAAGCUCCUCUCGGGCGGCAUGCGUCUCGGCUACGCCACGGGCCCCAAGGAGAUCCUCCACGCCAUCGACGUCAACACCGCCGGCGCCAACCUGCACACCUCGGCGCUGACGCAGGGCAUCGCCGGCAGCCUGCUCCAGCACUGGGGCCAGGACGGCUUCCUCGCGCACUCGGAGGCCGUGUCGGCAUUCUACAAGGAGAGGAGGGACGUGUUCGAGGCCGCCGCGCACAAGUACCUCGACGGCCUGGCGACGUGGGUGUCGCCCGUCGCCGGGAUGUUCCUCUGGAUCGACAUGAGCCCCGCGGGCAUCACCGACUCGUACUCGCUCAUCCGCACCGAGGCGCUCGCCAAGGGCGUGCUCGCCGUCCCCGGCCAGAGCUUCUACCCGUCCAACAGGAAGAGCCCGCACGUGCGCGUCUCGUUCUCCAUCAUCGACCUCGAGACCAAGGCCCCCGAGGGCUUUGCGCGUCUCGCCGAGGCCAUCAAGGACAAGCGCAAGGAGCUUGGCCUCGAGUAG
Messenger RNA from Apiotrichum porosum, 1362 nucleotides. RefSeq lists its product as uncharacterized. Bases 1 to 1362 code for a protein of 453 amino acids. Gene Ontology annotation, molecular function: transaminase activity; pyridoxal phosphate binding. Gene Ontology annotation, biological process: biosynthetic process. NCBI's taxonomy places the organism in Eukaryota, Fungi, Basidiomycota, Tremellomycetes, Trichosporonales, Trichosporonaceae. The transcript is spliced from 5 exons. The record is from RefSeq and is a predicted model, not a curated record.